GGUGCGUAAGGCGUCACCGUGAAUCUGAGUUUUAUGUGGAUAACCCGUUUGGACAGUCGGCGACUCCGAGAACAGGGGGAAGACUUGCUGAAGCGGCCUGGGAGGUAUAACUCGGAUACUGCAUAACCGGAGACCUUUUGAGGCGAAGGAGGGGAGUGCGAGGGAAAGAGGGGAGCCCCGGAGAGGGCAACAGCGAACUGCGGGAGGGUCCUGGCUGUGAAAGAUGAAUAAAAACCACCGAGCGUCGAGCAGCCGUACUCUGAGCGCCGUGGAGGUGAAGAGCAAGUUUGGUGCAGAAUUUCGUCGGUUCUCCCUUGACCGGGCAAAACCAGGUCGGUUUGAUGAGUUCUAUGGUCUGCUGCAACAUGUGCACCGCAUUCCAAACGUGGACCUGCUCGUGGGGUAUGCAGAUGUCCACGGGGACCUGCUUCCCAUCAACAAUGAUGACAACUACCACAAGGCCAUCUCUACCGCCAAUCCUCUUCUGCGGCUCUUCCUUCAGAGAAAAGAAGAGGCUGACUACUCGGCAUUUGGCACCGAUUAUAUGACCCGAAAGAAAACCGUGCUGUCUGCUGUGCUGCUACGACCAGACAACCACCGCAAGAAGCCACCAGUGAUCAUCAGCCUGCCCCGGGAUUUCCGGCCUGUGUCCUCCAUCAUUGACGUGGACAUUUUGCCAGAGACCCACCGGCGUGUGCGGCUCUACAAGCAUGGCCAGGAGAAGCCCCUGGGCUUCUACAUCCGUGACGGCUUCAGCGUGCGUGUCUCGCCACAGGGCUUGGAGAAAGCACCUGGUAUCUUCAUCUCUCGCAUGGUACCGGGAGGCCUGGCUGAGAGCACGGGCCUGCUGGCUGUCAAUGAUGAGGUGCUGGAGGUCAAUGGCAUCGAGGUGUCUGGCAAAUCGCUGGACCAAGUGACGGACAUGAUGAUCGCCAAUAGCCACAACCUGAUCAUCACAGUGAAACCGGCCAACCAGCGGAACAACGUGGUGCGCAAUAGUGGGGCCUCGGGCAGCUCGGGCCGCUCCUCUGAUAGCGGGGCCAGCCAGCACAGCUGUGCCGCUCUUGGGGCCACCCCUGUUAUGCAUAUCAUCCAGAACUUCCAGCCCGAGGAUCUAGAGAGCGACGACGAGGACCUGGUAGUGGAGGCUGGCGGUGAGGCCCAGCCCAUCCCCCUCUCGGCCUCAGCCUCGGCCUCAACUGGACGCGACGUGCCCUCACUGCCUCACUACGAGCUGCACCUGGGCCUGCAGCCCUCAGGCAGCAGCUCCCUGGGCGUGCUGGACAUCAAGCAGAGAACGCCACACUGCUGCAGCCUGGAGGAGGACGGGACCAUCAUCACGUUGUAGGAUCACCCGCCGGCGCUUCUUUCGAAAAACACGUGCCAUAGCACUACCACUUCCCUCAUAGCACUCUGAUCAGGCAAGUGGGGUGGAGGAUGUUGUCAGUCAUUCUGUAAUGGGGGCGCUACUCAUGUUUUGGGACUGGAGACAAGCCUCCCCCAACCCCCCCAUUGUUUGACACUGUACAAAACCACAAAGGGCCAGACCUGUCCUGAGGAAUGUUCCUAUGAUCUUUCAAUAGGGGGUGGGGUGGCACUGACGAUGAAUGCAACCUCCACAACUUCAAACAUUAUUUAGGCUUUUACUGACAGUCUUGACCCCUUUGCAUUACUUUUACAGGACAACCACCUGAUUAUAGUAUGCAAAAAAUGUGAGUUAAUAGUCCCUUAGCUCCUCCCCUGAGCACCCAAAUGUUCCUUCAGUAAAUAAGAGCAAAGCUCACAAUAUUAGUAGUAAAGUUAGGAAAGCUCUGGAUUUAAUAUUAAACUAGAGGCUUCAUAUCACAAUUUCCUUAUCUAACAAAUUCAGUCAUUAAUUUUUAAUGACAUUUAAUCUUGGACUUGUUUCUUUUGGAACUUUUUAUAGUUUUUAUAGUUAAACUAAUUUGUUUACCAACAAGGAUGCUUGAGCCUUUGCCUGUUCUUGUGAUGAUUGAAUUGGAGCACAAGUUUAUUAAGUCUCCAUGAUUACAUUGAUAGAAUUUCAGCUAGUUUUUAUUCAGAGCCACUUUUCCACCUGAUAGGUGAGGUCAUAGGUUAAUGUUGUGAAGUUGUAUUGUAUUCCUAUCAAGAGAAACCACAAUUACCCCCCCCCUUCCAGUUGAUGAAAGGCAAACCAUUCUGCUUGGUUACCUGAAAAGCUGGAUAUGAAUGCUGGAAACUGGUUUCAUUUAUGGAAUUAUCAAAUAUAUGUGGGUAGGAAUGGUCUUUAUUGUAUAAUUUUGUAAAAUGCAAUAUUAUGAGGCAAGACCACAUUCAUAGGCUUGCGUAAGAGAAAACCCCCCCAAAUCAUGCUUGAUGAUCUUCACCUCUGAGUUUGGCUAACUGCCAUUCCUGCACAUGGACACAUAUUAGAGAACUGUACUGAUCGGUAAGGUCUGGACACUUAAAGAACAUUUUCUUUACACAGAACUGAUAAAACCAGUCAGUAAAACUUACCACUAGAACACUCUCCUGGGGCAUGAGAUAUUCUUGAGGCAAAGACUUCCUGUCUGUGACAGACUGCUGUACUUGGUAAAAUAUGAAUUUUACACUGUAAGAAUUCCUGUAUCCACCUCCUAUAUCCCUUUACAGCUUAUCUGAAGGAACUUUGUACUGGCAUCAGCUGAAGUCAUAAUUAGUUUUGUGUCUUGUUCUUAAGUUUAGACUGCAUAUUAAUGUUUUGGUGCUGAUGUAUGACCUCUGUGCAGAUGUUUGAUGCAAAACUUUUAGUUUACCUUGUUAUUUGUGUAAUCUAAUUUGACACAGCAAAUCUACAUUUUGCAAUUGCUCUAGUUUGUUGAGACAAACACCUGAAUUGUCUGAUAAAACCAGGUAUGUCUAGACUAAUCAAAGGGCCAAUAUUUUUUUUAUUCCUUUAAUUAUAUGGUGAAUCAACGUUUCUAAUUUGUUCUCAAAACAACCCAGAAUUAUUCUUUCUCUGCGUAAUAUAAUAUAACAUAAUAUAAAAUUUAGCCCCAAAAUUUAAGGAUGAUAAUAGAAUAAUAGAUCAAUGAUAGAUUUUCUAAGCUUAGCGAUAAUCAUUAAUGCAGAGUGCUUUUCCCAGUUCUACUUAAACUCUUGUGCUACCAGUAUUCUCAGUUUAUACAUUUUAAUGAAAAAUGUCAUUUAGCUAGUGUUUGGGUGUGACAAAAUAGGUAUCUAUAGCAUUAUUUAUAUUUCCGAAAGCUGCGUAGAUUUUCUAAUUAAAUACAUUUCUAAAUAAAUUGACCAUAAAAGUGAGGACUGUGAAUGAAAUCCUGCUUAGGUCCUCAAAACAUUUAUAUAGUGGAAUGAGGCCGUCAUUCUUAUUAAAGACAUGGGUAUCAGACUGAAAGGCCCAAAAUAUAUGUGAGUCUCCCUUUCAGUUCUGUACCUCUGCACCUCAGCGUAGUGGGUAUUACUCUGAUUAUCCUCAGUCUGUAUAUUCAGCCUUACCUCUGAGGUGGCUGGCGCUCAAGAGGGAAAGGGGGAUACCUGUAAACUCUGGGGUGACUGGGGAACACACAAGCAUCUUAAUGAGUGCUGAAUUACACUAGUCAUUGUUUAAUACUUACAUUUUCAAUGUUAAUCAGUAUC
This is a messenger RNA of Paramormyrops kingsleyae, 3618 nucleotides long. It is a transcript of the gene pard6b, whose product is annotated as par-6 partitioning defective 6 homolog beta (C. elegans). Gene Ontology annotation, biological process: centrosome cycle; establishment or maintenance of cell polarity; regulation of cellular localization. Gene Ontology annotation, molecular function: protein binding. NCBI's taxonomy places the organism in Eukaryota, Metazoa, Chordata, Actinopteri, Osteoglossiformes, Mormyridae. Gene Ontology annotation, cellular component: apical plasma membrane; nucleus; cell cortex. The record is from RefSeq and is a predicted model, not a curated record.